Messenger RNA from Hansenula anomala, 2913 nucleotides. RefSeq lists its product as uncharacterized. The transcript has a single exon. Gene Ontology annotation, biological process: mitotic sister chromatid cohesion. The record is from RefSeq and is a predicted model, not a curated record. The coding region runs from base 1 to 2913 and encodes 970 amino acids. Lineage: Eukaryota; Fungi; Ascomycota; Saccharomycetes; Phaffomycetales; Wickerhamomycetaceae.
AUGGAUCGUGGGUACUACCAAGGACAAGGAUAUCCCAAUUACAAUAAUAGUCAAUGGCAGAAUCAACAGCAGCAGCAACAGCAGAAUAAUGCGCAGUUCAACAAUGCUCAAUAUCAACAACCUCAAUACCCAUUCAAUUACAAUCAGCAGAAUAACGUGCAGUACCAAGGUCAGGAGAAUGCAUUCCCACACUAUAACCAGCAACCAAUCCCUCCAUAUCAGGUGAACUAUCCUCAACAGCAACCACAGCAGCAGCAUCAAUUUCAUCAGCCGGUGCCUCAAAACCAGUACUACAACCAAUAUCAAGAACCUCUGAAUCCAUACCCUCAACAAACCCCAUAUCAGUUUGAUUCUUCUUCAUCCCAGCCUUCAGUUCCAACUCAGCAGCCGUACCGGCUUCAACAACCUUUGAGUCAGCCCGUUCUUCCACCAAAUUAUCAUCAAUAUCAACAACAAUAUAGUAAUACAUCAUCACCUGCUCCACAAUUUGCUCCAACUUUCCAACAAUCAUCACCAUCAAGUGCUCCACAGCCUAUCCCAUAUACUGAACCUGAGGUGAUAGCAAUUCCUUCACCCUCUCCUCCUUAUGUCGCUCCUGUUCCUGCUCCUGUAGCACAACAGAGAGCGCCUAAUAUCAAACCCCAAGUACCACAGCAUGUCAAUACACCACCUAAACCACCUCAGAAUCAAACAGCUUCAAAGGUUCAGGCUCCAGUCUAUUCUCAGCCAAAACAUCAUCAACUUCCUCCACCAAAAGUUGAUCAAACUCCACGUCAAGAAAAGAGGAAAGCUGAAGAACAACUCACGCCUUUAAAAGCAACAGUCAACUCUAGUCAACAACCAACUCCCUCUUUCAAUGCGGCGCCUAUGGAACCAAAAUUACUGUCAUCCAGAGGUUUUAGUUUUGACUACAGUAAUGCCAAAGACAAUAAAUCAUCACCAGCUCAAACCAAAAAGUCACUUAAGGAUUCUUCACAGACCAAAGCUCCAUCACAAGCAGAAUUGGUUUCACUAUUGAAUAAUGAUAAAGUCAGGUCUCAGCAGUUAUUAGACCUUUCUGACCAAUUUUAUUCACAUGCUGUUUCACAAAUGAAGAACAUCAAAACAAAGAAAAAUUUACAAGAGUUUUAUACAUUGAUUCAACUUUCAAUUUCAUGUCUUGAGAAAAUAUUGGAGAUGAAGAAUAAAGUCAGUCUGGCGUUAAGAAUCAAGUGUCAUAAUAAGCUUGGUUUCAUUAAAAACAACAAUUGUAAUAUUGAUCAAGAUUCAAGUACUUUAGAACACCAUUAUGACCAAGUUAUAAUGUUGUGUGGGAAUAAUUUCGAGUUCAAACGUGAGAAGUGCUUAGCACAAGCUGGUAUUAUUAUCUCUUUGAUUGAUACUAAAAAAUAUAGGCAAGCUUUAAAAUUUGUCAAUGAGACAAUUGAAGAAUGGGGUUUAGAAAAUGCUUCUCUUUUGGUUUAUUUCAAAUUACAGAUACUUUUAUUGAGUGAACCAUCUCAAGCGUUGAAUUUUCUUCAAAAUUAUAUCUCUGAUAAUAAAACUACUAGUGGUAUUACAAGUUUUUUCAAAAUAAUUGAAAUUUGUUUGUCACUUUAUAGAGGAAUGAAACCAAUGUCAACUCUUGAAUCAAUAGAUAAUACAGAUUGGGCAGAUUCAAAAGAAACUUCAGAUAUUCUGCUUCUUUUCACAAAGAUAUUGGUACAGAUCAACCAUAGAGAUCUUGACUCCUCAGAAAAAUUGGAAUCAUUAUUCAAAACAGCUGCUGGUUCUAUAAAUGCUUUGGAUCCGGAGAAAACCUUUACAGUCAAUUUCCAAAUACCUGGUGGUGAUAUUUUACCUAUAGGUCUUGAGCCAAUCACUUGUGAAAAUUUGAAUAUAUUGACUUGUUUGCUAUAUGGAAUCACACUGCUAAAUUCAACUUAUGAGAAAAGAAAACCAUUGAAAUUAUUUGAUAGGGCACUAGGUAUGAUUGAUUCUGCACUGUUUCAAAUUAAUGACCACCAAAAAUCAACAACGUCUAUCAGCAAUCGAGUUUUAAAGCUCAACUAUUUGAAGAACUUGACCAUUUUUUAUAAAUUGAUGGAAAGUUUUAUUAUGGAACCAUAUAGUUCCACGCUGGUUAAAGAAUAUGAAAAAUCAACGGCUUCAAUUCCUAAAUAUUUGCAAGAAUCUGGUCAACUAAGAACUUUAUUCGUAUUAGGUUUGCAAGCUCAAUUAAAUAGUGACUUAUCAAGAGCUAAGAAUUAUUACAAUGAGCUGUUGAGAAAACAUGAACAAGGUGAAAACUUAAAAAAUGCUUCUCCUGAUCACGCUGGGAUUGGUAAUGAUCAUUUUGCUCCAAAGACUAUUUAUUCAGAGCUCUACAUCCUCUCCUGUUUGAAUCUGUUAUUGAUUAUUGAAUCAAAUUUACAUUAUUUUACAAGAACAGGAAAAACUAAUAAAGUUGUUGAAUCAUCAAAUGAGAGGAAAGAAAUACUUGUGAAGUUGGAAAACAUUACAAAAGCAAAGAAUAAUUCAAUCAAAGAAAAAUAUUUGAUUGAUACUACAAUCUCAUUUCUUCAUCUUGUUUAUAACUAUGAUAAUUUAUCAAUUCUUGAUAUCAAUGUGAAAGUUUCAGAAAUCUUGAAUAAUUUUGAAGCAUUAAAGAGAUUCCCAUUAUUAUGUUCAAUAUUGUUAUAUAUUAAAUCAGAUUCAUUGAAUAGUAAUUCUGAUCAGAAACAAAAAUCAUCACAAGUUUCAUUCAAUUUAGCCAAGUUGGGUUAUUCGCCAAUGAUUAGAUAUUUAUCAGGUAUUUUGAAUGGUAAGAAUGCCACAAUUGCAAGAAACUUACAACAAGCUGAAAUCCAAUCUCAAAAAUUGAAAAAGAUUAAAAAGGGAUUUAGCCAUCGUUAUGACAAGAUACAUGAUUGA